Chenopodium quinoa (quinoa) is the source of this 468-nucleotide messenger RNA. RefSeq lists its product as uncharacterized. The record is from RefSeq and is a predicted model, not a curated record. The coding region runs from base 1 to 468 and encodes 155 amino acids. Lineage: Eukaryota; Viridiplantae; Streptophyta; Magnoliopsida; Caryophyllales; Amaranthaceae. The transcript has 2 exons. Gene Ontology annotation, molecular function: RNA-DNA hybrid ribonuclease activity; nucleic acid binding.
AUGUGGGCUCCUCCUCAAAAAGGCUAUUACAAGCUGAACACAGAUGGUUCAUGGAUGAGCAUUGUCAAUGCAGCUUCUGCUGAACUCUUGGCAAUCAAGAUACGACUGCUAACUGGCCGGAACAAGAAAAUCAAGUUUCAGGAACUUGAAACAGAUGUUGAAGCCUUGACUAAAAUGCUGAAAGACCCAAAAUUAUGUGAAUAUCAUGAUUUGUGCAAUGUGAUAAGGGAAGUUGUUGCUCUUUUGGAGAGAGACUGGACUAUUAUAGUCUUUCAUGCAAACAGAACUGUAAACUUUGUUGUUGACAGGCUUGCAACAAUGGGAAGAACCAAGAUCAAGACUGGUGAAAGGGUUUCCUUCAAAUAUCCUCCUGCUGAAAUCUUUGAGACUUAUGCCUCUGAGAUUCUGGAUGUGCGUGCACCUUUGAGACUUAUGCCUUUGAGAUUCUGGAUGUGCCUGCACCUUUAG